Theobroma umbraticum is the source of this 995-nucleotide messenger RNA. RefSeq names its product caffeoyl-CoA O-methyltransferase. NCBI's taxonomy places the organism in Eukaryota, Viridiplantae, Streptophyta, Magnoliopsida, Malvales, Malvaceae. Gene Ontology annotation, molecular function: S-adenosylmethionine-dependent methyltransferase activity; O-methyltransferase activity. The record is from RefSeq and is a predicted model, not a curated record.
AUUGAGCUCCAAAGCAGCAGCAAAACUGCAGCAAUAACACAAAGAAAACUAGAGAGAUUAUCAAGAUAAUGGCUCCCACUCAUGAAGGACAGCAAAGCCAAGCUGGCAGGCACCAGGAAGUUGGCCACAAGAGUCUAUUGCAGAGUGAUAAUCUUUACCAAUAUAUACUUGAAACCAGUGUUUAUCCGAGAGAGCCUGAACCCAUGAAGGAGCUCCGGGAGCUGACAGCAAAACAUCCAUGGAAUAUCAUGACUACAUCAGCUGAUGAAGGACAAUUCUUAAACAUGUUGCUCAAGCUUAUCAAUGCCAAGAACACCAUGGAAAUUGGUGUUUAUACUGGCUAUUCUCUGCUUGCUACUGCCCUUGCUCUGCCAGAUGAUGGCAAGAUAUUGGCUAUGGACAUCAACCGCGAAAAUUAUGAACUGGGUCUACCAGUCAUCCAAAAAGCUGGGGUUGCUCACAAGAUUGACUUCAAAGAAGGCCCUGCUCUUCCUGUCCUUGAUCAAAUGAUUGACGCUGGAAAAUAUCAUGGAACGUUUGAUUUCAUCUUUGUUGAUGCUGACAAGGACAACUACCUUAAUUACCACAAGAGGCUUAUUGAGCUAGUGAAGGUUGGGGGAAUCAUUGGCUACGACAACACCCUAUGGAACGGGUCUGUGGUGGCACCUCCUGAUGCACCGUUAAGGAAGUAUGUGCUGUAUUAUAGGGAUUUCGUCUUGGAGCUCAACAGAGCCCUGGCUGCUGAUCCAAGGAUUGAGAUCUGCCAACUUCCUGUUGGCGAUGGGAUUACUCUGUGUCGCCGCAUUAGUUGAUCAAUCUAAGCGGGCUUAAGCAAUUGCUAGCACGACAAGGGUGUGGCUAACCAAAUUUACUUGUCUUCAGUUAAUAUCUUGUUGUAUAUUGCUGCUAUUUUGAUGUUUUUAUGCAUUCUCUGCAAUAAUUUCCAGAGACCAAAAUGUUAAAUGUUAUAAAACAUAAGAAGACUAUUUUGCAAA